Molecule: messenger RNA, 1560 nt
Organism: Aspergillus sclerotioniger CBS 115572
Lineage: Eukaryota; Fungi; Ascomycota; Eurotiomycetes; Eurotiales; Aspergillaceae
Product: putative amino acid permease
Exons: 2
Coding region: 1-1560 (519 amino acids)
Biological process (GO): transmembrane transport
Cellular component (GO): membrane
Molecular function (GO): transmembrane transporter activity
Source: RefSeq, a predicted model, not a curated record
AUGGACACCGUGGUAAAUGACGGACUGGCGGGGCCUCACGGCACCACGCAGGCGAAGGUCGCACAGGCAUCCCAACCGGGGGACGAACACGAGCUGGAAGGACUCGAGGCCUUGGGAUACAAGUCGGAGCUGCGUCGCAACCGCUCGGUCAUCACACUCCUCUUCCAGACGCUGGCCAUUGCCGCGAUUCCCUUUGGGGAAGGGGGCCCUCUGCUCAGUGCCAUCUACGGCGGAGGCCCAUUGUCCAUCUUCGUCGGUUGGCUCGUGGUUGGCGUCUUCUGCGAGUGCAUUGCCCUCUCGCUGGCCGAGCUUGUGUCCCGGUAUCCCACCUCAGCCGGGCCCUAUUACUGGUCUUUCCAAAUCGCAGGGAGCUCCAAAGCUGCCGUGUCCUUUGUCACCGGCUGGGUCUGGUUGAUUGGCAACUGGACCAUCACCCUGUCUGUCAAUUUCGGUUUCGCGUCGAUGGUCUCGGCCUCGAUCUCAAUGUUCCAUCCAGGAUGGACAAUUGCUAACUGGCAGCUUCUGCUGAUCUUCUACGCCAUCUGCCUGGGAACGUUCCUUAUCUGCACUUUCGGUAACCGAUACCUACCCCAGGUGGAUAUCAUAUGCGCCACCUGGACCCUGCUGACGAUCCUGGUCAUCCUCGUUGCGCUUUCCGUCAAAGCAGGCGCGGGCAGGCACGGUGCUGCCUAUGCGUUGGGCCACUACGACUCCAGUUUCUCGGGCUGGUCCGGCUUCACUUUCUUUAUCGGACUUCUCCCGGCCGCAUACACCUUCUCGGCUGUUGGCAUGAUUUCGUCCAUGGCGGAGGAAUGCAGCAAGCCAGCCGUGAAGGUCCCACGGGCGAUCAGCCUCUGCGUUCCCGUGGGCGGCAUCGCUGGGCUAUUUUUCAUACUCCCCAUCUGCUUCACCCUACCCCCAAUGGAAGAUAUCAUCCAGGCCCCCAUUGGCCAGGCCCUUCCAUAUAUCUUCCAUCUGGUUGUGGGCAGCCCCGGCGGUGGUCUCGCCCUCACCAUCCUUGUACUAAUGAUCACUUUCUUCGCCAGCAUCAGCAUUACCGUCGCCGCCUCACGAGCCACCUGGGCCGUCGCUCGAGAUGAUGCUAUUCCUCUCUCACGACUCUGGUCGCGCGUGGACCCAGACAUCGGUGUACCCGUCUGGUCUUUGGCUUUUGGGACCGUCAUUCAGAUGCUCCUAGGGCUCAUUAACCUCGGCAGCAGCAGCGCCUUCACGGCCUUCGUCUCGGUCGGUGUCAUCGCCCUGGCGGCCUCUUACGCUAUUCCCAUCGCAUUGAGCCUUUUCAGCGGCCGUCGCGAGGUGUCCCAUGCGCCAUGGACCUGCGGACCCAUCCUCGGGCCGAUCGUCAAUAUCAUCGCCUUGUGUUGGAUCGCUUUCGAGCUGGUUCUUUUCAGCAUGCCGACCUCAUUGCCUGUCGAUCGAGUUUCUAUGAACUACGGCUCUGUUGUCUUCGUAGGGUUCAUGGUUAUCUCGGCGUUCUGGUACGCUGUGUAUGCGCGGAAGUCCUUCAAGGGUCCGCCGGAAUCAAUCGAGCUAUCAUGA